Urocitellus parryii (Arctic ground squirrel) is the source of this 1850-nucleotide messenger RNA. RefSeq names its product protein NipSnap homolog 3A-like. The record is from RefSeq and is a predicted model, not a curated record. Gene Ontology annotation, cellular component: mitochondrion. Lineage: Eukaryota; Metazoa; Chordata; Mammalia; Rodentia; Sciuridae.
GUCAGGAAGCCGUACGAGGAGAGUGUCACGUCGGACGCCAGCUGGCUGCCUUCCCCAGCGCCCCACGCUGCGCCAUGCUGCCCCUCCGAAGCGUCCUGGCCCGGGCUCUGACCUCGCGAACGCUCGCGCCUCAGGUGUGCUCAUCUUUUGCUACAGGCCCCAGACAAAAUGAUGGAACAUUCUAUGAGUUUUGUACCUAUUCACUUAAACCCUCAAAGAUGAAUGAGUUCAUGGAAAACAUCAAGAAAAACAUGCAUCUUCGGACAGCUCACUCUGAAUUGGUUGGAUGUUGGAGUGUAGAAUUUGGAGGCAGAAUGAAUAAAGUGUUUCACAUUUGGAAGUAUGAGAAUUUUGCUCAUCGAACUGCAGUUCAGAAAGCCUUGGCUAAAGAUAAGGAAUGGCAAGAACAAUUCCUCAUUCCAAAUUUGGCUCUCAUUGAAAAGCAAGAGAGUGAGAUUACUUACCUGGUGCCAUGGUGCAAAUUAGAAAAGCCUCCAAAAGAGGGAGUCUAUGAAUUGGCUUCUUUUCAGAUGAAACCUGGCGGCCCAGCGCUGUGGGGUGAUGCAUUUAAAAGGGCAGUUCAUGCCCAUGUAAAUCUAGGCUAUACAAAAUUAGUUGGUGUUUUCCAUGCAGAAUAUGGAGCACUCAACACAGUUCAUGUUCUGUGGUGGAAUGAGAGUGCAGAUAGUCGUGCAGCUGGGAGGCAUCAUUCCCAUGAGGAUCCCAGAGUCGUGGCAGCUGUUCGGGAAAGUGUCAACUACCUAGUGUCUCAGCAGAAUAUGCUUCUGAUUCCUGCAUCAUUUUCACCAUUGAAAUAGUGUUCUACUGAAACACAAAAGAUUUCAUUAAUUUCAUUAAUAAAAUGUGUCUGCUAAUGGUGCUUAAGUUCUCCCAAGAGAAUUAUUCUCACUUUUAUUUUAAGGAGGUGAUAAGUUAAUUUACUAUGUACCUUGCAUUUUAUGAAGCUCUCCCUUGUUUGUCACCACCACUUUAGGAAGUGAAGAGUUCAUUUUGCCCAUGGCAUUUCAAUAUCUGUCACACAUUAAAAAUAUCUACCAUUUGGAAAAUAAUGUUAUUUGGUCCUAAGAUUAAAAAUCUUUGAAGACUCUUUGGUUUACAUGCUGAAAUGCCUUCAUUUAUAAUUAAUUUUACUAAUAUUUACUUCAUUUUGCAUUCUACUUAAAAAAGAUACUUGCCACUAUUUCAAGAUCUUGAUUUUUCAUUCAUUUCAGAGGAUGUCUUCUGUAUGUUAACAAACCUUUAUUCAAAUACUAAUGUUACGUUUCCAUGCUUGAAACAAUAGUUUUAAAUUAUUAAUAUACAUUGUCAAACUUUUAAUCGUGUCUGUUUUCCUGAGAGAUUUUCCAAAUUUUGGGCAAGUAAAGUUUAUUUUGUAAUAUCAAAUGGUAUUCAUGAGAAUAUUAAACAUAUUUAUUUGUCAUGGAAAAGUACAUUAUCAUUUGUGUCAUCUGUCAUGAGAAUAUUAAACAUAUUUAUUUGUCAUGGAAAAGUACAUUAUCAUUUGUGUCAUCUGUGUUAAUUAUGGUCUCACAUUAGCUCUAUUGUCACUGACUUGGAAAAUAAAAUUAUUAGGUCCUAGUAUUUAAAGUCUUUGAAGAUUCUUUGGUUUGUAUGCUGAAAUGUCUUCAUUUAUAAUUAAUUUUACAAAUAUUUACUUCAUUUUGGAUCCUACUUAACAUAAGAUGCUUGAGAUAUCUUUGUUUGAAUGUGAUCUUCAUGGAUAUGGAAAUGUUUGACCUAAUAAAAGCCUACCUGUAUAUUCUGAUUAUUUUUCUAAGUUUUAUAUUUUUAUCAUCUCUGAAGCUUUUGCUUUAACAGUAUGCUACCAA